This is a messenger RNA of Tetrahymena thermophila SB210, 2472 nucleotides long. Its product is annotated as afadin- and alpha-actinin-binding protein. Lineage: Eukaryota; Ciliophora; Oligohymenophorea; Hymenostomatida; Tetrahymenidae. The transcript is spliced from 7 exons. The record is from RefSeq and is a predicted model, not a curated record.
AUGAGUUAAAGUAAUAUAGAUUAAUAGAAUGAUAGUGGAAAUAAGCUAUUACAAAGAGCCAUUUUAAAUAAUAACAAUUUAUAAUAAACUCCUAGUCCCUUACCUUUUUUCGAUGAUAGCCUGUUGUUUAACUAGGAUCCAUUUUAGUAGUAUAUACCAAUAAGUGAAAUCAAAUAAGAAGACAACAAUUUUUCAAAACUUUUAGAAUCAAAUAAUCAAUCAUUAAAUAAUACUAGAUCUUACUAGGAGAUCAAUGAAUAAAAAAAAGUAUAGCCAUUUGAAAAUUACAGUAAUUAAUCAUAAAGCCAAAUUUCAGAUGGAUUAGACUAAAAUAUUAAUCACAUGACUAUAUACUGCAAUUAGAGCUUAAAAAGUUUUGGGUAUAGCUAGCUAGGCAAUCUAAUUAAUCCAAGAUAAGAAGAUAUAAUGUAAACUUUAAAUUCAGUUUAUGAAUUACUAUAGUAGAGGUAAAGGGACAUGGAAUUUAGAAGUUCAAUAGCAGAAAAAAGCGCUAAAUUAGAAUAAAACUACAAAAUAUCCCAAGAAAAAAACGAAAAAUAUUAGGUUGAAGCAGCAAAGAUGAAGAAAUAAAUUGGUAGCUUAGAAAAUUAAAUAACAACGAUAGAAAGUAAAACAAAAAAAGACAUACAAAAAUUGACUUUAGAGAGAGAUGAACUUUAGAAGAAUCUACAAAAAUUACAGUAAAAGUCAAAUUAGAUGUAAAAUGAAAUCAGGAAGAAAGAGAGCGAAACAAAUAGGGUCAAAGAAUAAAUGAAAAAAUUGACAUCUGAUAAAUUUGAUAAAAACUCUGUGUUCAGAAACACAAUCGAUUUAAUAUCCUAACACGCUGGAUGCAACAAUACAAACAACAGCCAACACCCUCAAAAGCCUUGGAAAAAUAAUGCGAGUGAAGAAUUUGCGGACUGUAUAAACUAGCAAGCUAUUCAAUUUAACAACAAACUUUUAUCCGAGAAUCAGGCUUUUCGCAAUACACUAAUCUAGCUAAAUAAUGACUUAAAUAACUUUAUAAAAUAGGCAAAAGAAGAAUACAUACGUAAGAAGAUUAAGGAAGAAGGAGACAAAGAUGAAAAUUUAAAAGAUUAUUACCAAUAAAAACUGCCAGAUAUUGAUUUGAUCUACUUCAAAGAUGAUUGUUUAAAUUUACCUUACGAAAGAGUAGGGUCUAUGGUUGUUGAUAUUUUUAAGGAAAAUUUUAAAGUUAUAAAACUUUUUUUGGCUUCAAUAUCGUCAUUAAUAUACAGCCACAACUAUUACCAUGAACUCGGUAAGGAAUUAGAUAAGAUUAAAGAAAAUCUUCUGAAAAUAAGAAAUAAUAUUGACGUCACUAAAAUACUAUUCACAGAUAAAUCAGUUUAUCAAUCAUCCUACACAGUGGAGGGAUUUGAUAACAAUAGUAAUUUAAAUUAGAAGAAUGAUGCAAAGAAAAACUAUAUUGAAAUUACAGAUUUUAAAUAAGGAAAUACUGAAGGUGAUUAUACCUUAUAAUCUAGCAUUCCUCAAAACACAAGAACUUAAUCCUCAAAUAAAUCCUUAGCUAAAAACACUAUUAACAUAAUUAAUAACAAUACCAAUUCAACUAACAAUCCGAGUACACCUUCACUUUAAAAAAACUCCUCUACAGGUAGAAAUGUAUCACAGAACAGGGGAUAGGCUCAAGAUAAAUAAAAAACUAACAUAAGCAAAUAAAACAAUUAGAGUAACAACAAUAAUUAAAAUAGCAAUAGCUUAAAUUUAAUAAAAAAAGACUCCUAAGUGUAACAGAGCAGAGAAACUGAUAAUAAGAUAGAAGAAAAAUAUUUGAAUAGCUAUAAAAUUGAGUAAAUGAUCAAAGAAAAAUUGAAUGCACGAUUAAAAACUCCUCUUCUCUAAACCACCUCUCAACAAAAUUCUUCUCAAAUGAAAAAUGAAAAUAAGAUCAAUAACGAUGACAUUAGCCAAAUUAAUAAGAACAAGCAUUUAAGAGAGAAUUUACUUUCAGAUAGAUCAAAUUUAAAUGAAUUAGAGGCUUUUUUAUCGAAUUAUUAAUAUGAAAAUUUUAACUUUAAUUAGGAGUCAGAUAAAACCAAUCACACAAACAAUAAUAACAACAACAAUAAUAACGAUUUGAGUUUAUCUUUUGUGAGCAGAGUCUCAUUUCGAGACGUACCUUAUGGAGGAAUUGAAUUUGAUGAGAAAAUGAUAGAAGGGCUAGGAAUAAAUCACCGAGAAAUUGUAAAAGGGGGAGUAGAUCCCAAGAUACAAUUUGACAUGAAAAAAUGGUAAAAUAUACUUAGUGCUAGCAGCAGCGAUGCAAACUUAUUAAAUACAUAAAAUACACAAAUAUAAUCUUAAAAUGACCAAAAGUCCUCAGUAGUUUUAAAAGAUUUGAAUCAAGGUGGAUAAUAGCAACAGCAUUUGCAAACUUUAAAUGGGGUAGAUGCUAAUAUAAAUAGAAAUGUAAGUAAAAAAUGA